Messenger RNA from Neltuma alba, 1706 nucleotides. RefSeq names its product sodium transporter HKT1. Bases 1 to 1698 code for a protein of 565 amino acids. The transcript has 3 exons. Gene Ontology annotation, molecular function: monoatomic cation transmembrane transporter activity. Gene Ontology annotation, biological process: transmembrane transport; monoatomic cation transport. The record is from RefSeq and is a predicted model, not a curated record. Lineage: Eukaryota; Viridiplantae; Streptophyta; Magnoliopsida; Fabales; Fabaceae. Gene Ontology annotation, cellular component: plasma membrane.
AUGAAUACUCACAACAAUUAUAAUAGUUUUAAGACGGAGAAGGAGGGAAAAGGAGAGAUGAAGAUCAGCAACACCGAGUUACAACGUUAUUGGUUUAGUUUCUGUCAACACGUGUCUUGUGUUGCCAAAACAUUCUUCUUCUUAGUUACAUGUUUGUAUCGCCAUAUCCUCCUCAGAGUUCACCCAUUAUGGAUCCAAAUAGCCUAUUUCAUGUCCCUUUCGUUCCUAGGUUUCUGUCUUCUGAAACUAAUCCAACCCAGAAGUAGUAGUACCAAUUCUUCUACGCCAAUCAUAAGUAACUUGGACUUGUUCUUCACCUCUGUGUCUGCCUCCACAGUGUCAAGCAUGUCGACCGUUGAAAUGGAGGUUUUCUCUAACCCUCAGCUUAUUGUCAUCACCUUAUUAAUGUUCCUAGGAGGUGAAGUGUUUACCUCCAUGGUUGGUCUCUUCUUUAUUAGAUUAAAGCUCAAAACCCACCAAGACAAGUUAGCUACAUCUUCUGUUAGUAUCCCCCCUAUAACUUCUGUUCUUGAUCCAUUUGAGUUGGAGAUGGUGGAAGUAAGAUCUGAUCAACAACCCCAGAAUGUUAAGGAACCUGACAAUAACGACGAGUCAUCUGUCGUAGGUAAUGGAGAAUAUUUAGGCUACAACUCUAUCAAAUACCUAGGUUUUGUAGUCUUAGGUUAUCAACUAGUUGUCCAACUCAUAGGCGUAACGAUGGUGUCUGUUUACCUGUCAACUGUUUCUAGUGCUAAGCAAGUUUUAAAGAAGAAGGGAUUAGAACUGUUCACAUUCUCUCUCUUCACAGUAGUUUCUACAUUCGCAAGCUGUGGAUUCGUUCCUACAAACGAAAACAUGGUUGUUUUUGCUAAGAAUUCUGGUCUGUUAAUGAUGUUGAUUCCUCAGGUGUUACUUGGGAACACACUGUACCCUUGUUGCUUGAGAUUCUCGAUCUGGGUUCUGGGGAAAUUUGUGAAGAAAGAGGAAAGUGAGUACCUUGCGAAGAAUUCGCAAGAGGUUGGGUACAAACAUUUGCUGACGAGGGAGCAUUCGAAGUUCCUGUUAGUUACCGUUAUUGGGUUCAUUGUUGUGCAGUUCCUGGUGUUCUGUUCGUUGGAUUGGGAUUCUGUAGCAUUGGAGGGACUGAGUUGGUACGAGAAAGUGGUCGGAAUAAUCUUCCAAAGCGUUAAUUCCCGACAUACAGGCGAGACCAUCGUAGAUCUCUCCGUCUUAUCACCGGCCAUCUUGGUGCUGUUUGUGGCUAUGAUGUACCUUCCUCCAUACACGUCAUUUUUACCAGUGAAGAAGGGGAAGAAUGGAGAAGGCAAUAGUGAUCAAAGGAAAAGAAAGAGAAGAGGAAUAUUAGUGGAGAAUAUUAAAAUGUCCCAACUCUCCUAUCUCCUCAUCUUCAUCUUCAUGAUCUGCAUCACUGAGAGCAAAGACCUCACCCAAGAUCCCCUCAACUUCAAUGUCUUCAACAUAGUCAUUGAAGUCAUCAGUGCAUAUGGGAAUGUGGGGUUUUCAAUGGGGUACAGUUGUGGAAGAAGGAUAAAGAUGGAGGGGAAUUGUGAGAACAAGUCAACUGGCUUUGUGGGAAGGUGGAGCCCAGAAGGGAAGAGCAUUCUCAUUUUGGUUAUGCAUUUUGGAAGGCUUAAGAAGUUCAAUAUGGAUGGCGGCCAAGCUUGGAUCCUCCUCUGAUCUAAUGA